Anopheles maculipalpis is the source of this 498-nucleotide messenger RNA. RefSeq lists its product as uncharacterized. The record is from RefSeq and is a predicted model, not a curated record. The transcript has 4 exons. Lineage: Eukaryota; Metazoa; Arthropoda; Insecta; Diptera; Culicidae. The coding region runs from base 1 to 498 and encodes 165 amino acids.
AUGGUGUCCACAAAUUUAUAUCUAUGCGCUCUGUUCAUCAUAAGCACAGUUGCACAUGGCUCUCUAGCUUGUAAUUCCAUUAAGGUGAACAGCAUUGAGAACUGUGCCGGUCCGGAUGGAAUUAUUACGCUGACGGAUGAUGCUGCCCUAACCAUGCAGGAUGAUUGUUCCCUCAUGAUGCAAGGAUGCGUGAAGGUGAAAGACUUCAACACAGCAUCCGGCACCAUCCGUGUGUCGAAGAAUGGGAAUGAAUUGUUCAAGAAACCGAUUGACCUCUGCAAAACGGGAUCUAAGAUACCAUUCAUUGGAGAUUUCUUUCCCGGUGGCGUAUGUCCUCAGAGUGAGAAUGAGCUCUGCGCCGACCCGAACAAAAAGAUUUCUAUGAACCGUUUCAAGAAGAUGAUGGGCAUUAUGAAAGGGUCCGUGGCGGUUGAAGUAAAUCUCGAUCAUGAUACGGGUAAAAGCUGUAUCAAAAUUGAAAUGGAUGUUUCGAAAUAA